Molecule: messenger RNA, 282 nt
Organism: Knipowitschia caucasica
Lineage: Eukaryota; Metazoa; Chordata; Actinopteri; Gobiiformes; Gobiidae
Source: the annotation of a GenBank genome assembly
AUGUUUCCAGAGUCCCGGUUUCCCAAACUCUCCGAGCGUCUUCCGUCCAUCGUGGUGGAGCCCAGCGAGACCGCCACCGUGGAGAGCGGCGAGCUAAGAUGGCCGCCAGACAACGCCCCGCCCCCGACAGUUGAGACGAGAUGCGACGAAGGUUCCAAGUCUCCUCCUCUUCCUCAGUCUGUAGUCCAAGUCUCCUCCUCUUCCUCAGUCUGUAGUCCAAGUCUCCUCCUCUUCCUCAAGUCUCCUCCUCUUCCUCAAGUCUCCUUCUCUUCCUCAGUCUGA